ACGUGUCACACAAGCCCUGACCACAACUUGAAACUCGAGAUUCAAACUCAAGCUCAAGCAUUGAGCAAUCCAUAGCACAUAAUAGCAACCAUGGAUCCGGCAGACAUCCCACUGCCAGCUUUUCUAGACCCCCUCCUUAACUUCCUCGCUGAUCAGCUUCCCCCACCUCUGUAUUCAUUUCUGCUCUCAUUUCUCUCGCACUCGCUUGCAUUAUUCACAGCGCUUCUUUCGCUGAUCUCGUCCCUAAUUUCCUCCAAACCAUGGCAAUGGGAUGCACAAACUAUCCUUCCUCCUCUUAUCAGCUUCCUUGCCGCAUAUCUCGCACUAGUCAGUCUAUAUAGAACUACUAGUUGGAUGGUUAGAACCAGUAUCUGGUUCAUCAAGUGGGGAACCAUCUUCGGAGCGCUUACUGCUGGGCUGGGGUGGUAUAUGGGGCAGAAUGCGGGUGUUGGAAGCACAAGCAUCAUCUCUAGCUUAGCCGGAUUCAUUUCGAACGUGCUGAAUGAGCAAACCCAGACCACUCCUGGUACAUCACCCAAGACGCGUACGCAACGCAAGUCAAAUGACCGUCCCAAAUCGUGGGAGUCAUUUGAGAAGCACAGGCAAUGGCAGUAUCAGGAGCGUGACGGGAAUCAAGAAGGGAAUGACGCUCAAAAGAUCAUGUCAAACAUCGCCAAAGCUGCCAAUCGCUUACUAGCGGAAGGUGGAUGGUGGGACGCAGCUCGGGGGGUUUUUGACGGGCCGACCUCCGAUGAUAAAGCCACUAGCAGUGACAGCGACAGAACGAAGAAGAGUAGGAGUCGAUGAUACGUGUUUCAAGCGUAGGCACACUUAUUAUAUAUC
Molecule: messenger RNA, 843 nt
Organism: Suillus fuscotomentosus
Lineage: Eukaryota; Fungi; Basidiomycota; Agaricomycetes; Boletales; Suillaceae
Exons: 1
Coding region: 91-807 (238 amino acids)
Source: RefSeq, a predicted model, not a curated record